CGUCGGCGCUGCUCCGCACUGCUGCGCGCUAAAGGCUGCUAUACAUGAAGUUAUCCGAGCGCAAUAGCAUAACCUGAGCGCUUUGUCCGAUAAAAUAUCCAUCCCGCAUGUAUGACCUGCAAAAUAACAUUAUUUAUUUCACAGUAUUAUCAGUCUCAAAGAAUUUCUUACUUCUAUUUUUAAUCUUCUUGCCGGAUUUUAUAUUGAUUUUAUUCAGUCAAACUUCAUAAAAUCACGAAAAAUCAACUGAUAUGCAAAGUGUCACAAUGACGUUUUCCUCUGUGAACAUGUUUCUGCAGUUAUGCAACUUUGUUUGAAUAAAUGUUUAUAAUUGGAAUGAUUAUCUUGUGAUUUCGCGAUAAGCCCUAAAAUAAUAUUGUAAGGUUAAUUCUAUUUAACGAAGCCCAAGAAACUACAUAUAUAUUUUUCUGCAAGUUUUAAUAAAUGCUAUAUUUUAUAUGGUGAAACGCAAUAGUCAACAUGGAAAACGAUAAUCCUAUAAUAUACGGACUCGAGUUCCAAACGAGAGCACUAUGCGCCCAAACAGCCGAGACUGAUAUUGUAAGAUUUUUGGUAGGAACACAAUCUUUAAAAUUUAGCAACAAUCAAGUGCAUUUAGUGGAACUUAAUGAAGAAACAGGAAAUUUGAAAACUCAAGUGUUCCAACAUCCAGUAGGAGAAAUUUGGUCCUUACAAUCUUCUCCAACUGAACCUGAUGUAUUUAUUACAUGUUAUAAUAGUUUGAGUGAGGAAGGCACCUGUCAAAUGAAAGGAGCUAUUUGGAAAUUUCCUGAGAUGAAAGAAUAUACUAAUGAUAUUUUGCAACUCAAUAAACUAGCAGAAAUCGAUACAACUCCUUACGGAACUGAUCUUAAAAGUAUUGCUUAUCAUCCUACAGAUAGUAAAAAGGUUGUUUCUGUGGUAGAUAAUAAUUUUAUCUUAUGGGAUUUGGUAAAUAAAGGACCACAGGUUGUAACAUCAGGUACUUUAGCAGGCAAGGGUCAGCCACGAUUUACGAAUGGUAAAUGGAAUCCUCACAAUGGUGCUAAUCAGUUUGUAACAUUGAAUGAGAACAACGUUCGAGGAUGGGAUAUUAGAAGUCCAGCCAAUGCUGCGUGGUCCAUUUUAUCUGCGCAUUCGCAAAUCAUCAGGGAUUUAGAUUUUAAUGUAAAUCGUCAGUACUUUCUAUCUACCUGUGGUGAUGAUGGAUAUAUGAAGUUCUGGGACAUUCGAUUACCAACAGAACCAGUGCUAUCACGCAUGGAACACUCGCAUUGGGUGUGGAACAUAAGAAUUAACCGUUUUCACGAUCAGCUUGUUUUAACGUCCAGCAGUGAUUCUAGAGUGAUUUUAUGCAGUAUUGCAUCUAUUUCGUCUGAACCGUUUGGACAUGUGGUGUCAGCAGAGGAUGAGUCUUUGCAAAAUGAAGAAUCUUGUGGCAAAAAAAAAUUAGAAGAUGGCCUUGUAGGCAGAUACGAAGAACAUGAAGACAGUGUGUAUGCAGUGGAAUGGUCAUCUGCCGAUCCCUGGACAUUUGCAUCUCUCAGUUAUGAUGGUAGAUUAGUUUAAAUAAAGUGCCACGUAAAUAUAAAUAUCAAAU
Messenger RNA from Linepithema humile (Argentine ant), 1600 nucleotides. RefSeq names its product EARP-interacting protein homolog. The record is from RefSeq and is a predicted model, not a curated record. Gene Ontology annotation, molecular function: protein binding. Gene Ontology annotation, biological process: protein ubiquitination. NCBI's taxonomy places the organism in Eukaryota, Metazoa, Arthropoda, Insecta, Hymenoptera, Formicidae.